AUGGAUAGCUGGUUCUUGGAGAUUAACCCGAAUGGCCGCAUCCCAGCCCUGACCGACACCUUCAGUGAUGGCCAGAAGAUCCGUCUCUUCGAAUCUGGCAGCAUUCUACAAUAUCUAGCUGAUCAGUACGACCCUGACCACAAGAUCUCUUUCCCUAAGGGUAGUCGCGAAGACUACGAGAUGAACAACUGGCUCUUUUUCCAAAAUGCUGGCGUGGGUCCCAUGCAAGGCCAGGCCAACCAUUUCUCGCGAUACGCCCCCGAGCGCAUCGAGUAUGGUGUGAAUCGGUAUGUGAAUGAGUCGCGCCGACUCUACGGGGUCCUGGACAAGCACCUGGCCAAGUCCGAAUCCGGAUAUCUCGUCGGAGACCAUGUCUCCAUUGCCGAUAUCUCACACUGGGGUUGGAUCGCCGCUGCUGGCUGGGCUGGCAUUGAUAUCGAGGAGUUCCCGCAUCUGAAGGCGUGGGAGGAGCGCAUGGCACAGCGCCCAGGCACAGAGAAGGGACGCCACGUUCCUUCGCCGCACACGGUCAAGGAGGUAUUGAAGGAUAAGGCCGCUACCGAAAAGGCUGCUGCAGAGUCGCGAGCAUGGGUUCAGCAGGGUAUGAAGGAGGAUGCUAAGAACAACCUUUGA
Molecule: messenger RNA, 633 nt
Organism: Penicillium manginii
Lineage: Eukaryota; Fungi; Ascomycota; Eurotiomycetes; Eurotiales; Aspergillaceae
Exons: 1
Coding region: 1-633 (210 amino acids)
Source: RefSeq, a predicted model, not a curated record